AUGGCUCUACCCAGAUCAAUACGACGGACAUCUCCUAUAACCCUGAUAUUGGCAGCUGUACUGUCCUUCGGCUUCCUCGUCUUCCUCUUUGCUCCAUCGUCCAAUUCAGGUGCAGUCUCGACCGCCAAGCGAAAAAUCGCCAAUGCCGCCGCUCAUCCUCUAUCACCUCCCACCGCUCCAUUCGUGAAGCCAGAUGCCUCGCUCAAUGGCCUGAGCAAACCGCCGCCGGUCGUCCAUUACCACCUUAACAAUGUCACGACCACCGCCGACCCUAUCGGCAACCAAGAAACCGUCCUCAUCCUUACACCUCUCGCUCGAUUCUAUCAGGGCUACUGGAACAACCUCCUCGCACUCUCAUACCCACACUCUCUGAUCGCGCUUGGUUUCAUCAUCCCUAAAACAAAGGAAGGCCAUACUGCAACCGCGGCACUACAAGCUGCCAUAGCAACCACUCAACAAGGCCCAGAAGGCAAGCGGUUUGCAAGCGUGACAAUCCUUAGGCAAGACUUUGAUCCGCCGAUUUCUUCACAAGACGAGUCAGAGAGGCAUAAGAAGGAGAAUCAAAAGGCGCGGCGAGCGGCCAUGUCCCGAGCUCGAAACUCACUUUUAUUCACGACCCUUGGUCCUUCCACCUCUUGGGUUCUAUGGCUGGAUGCUGACAUUGUCGAGACACCUCCAACAUUGAUACAAGACCUAGCUUUCCAUGACAAACCUGUACUUGUGCCGAAUUGCUUCCAAAGAUUUACCAAUGAAGAAAACAAGCCCGACACAAGGCCAUACGACUACAAUUCGUGGCAGGAUAGUCAGGUAGCUGCAGAUAUGGCGAGGGAUAUGGGACCGGAAGAUAUUAUUUUCGAAGGCUACGCGGAUAUUGCGACGUAUAGAACAUUGAUGGCUAUGACAGCAGACAGGUCAGAGACUCGAAAUCAGCAGGCCAUAAUACCACUAGAUGGUGUUGGAGGUACGGCACUUUUGGUAAAGGCAGAAGUACAUCGAGACGGAGCCAUGUUCCCACCAUUUCCAUUCUACCACCUAAUAGAGACGGAGGGUUUCGCAAAGAUGGCGAGAAGAUUAGGUUGGGGAUGUUUUGGUCUACCGAAUUAUUUCGUAUACCACUAUAACGAGUAG
Messenger RNA from Letharia lupina, 1128 nucleotides. RefSeq lists its product as uncharacterized. The coding region runs from base 1 to 1128 and encodes 375 amino acids. Lineage: Eukaryota; Fungi; Ascomycota; Lecanoromycetes; Lecanorales; Parmeliaceae. Gene Ontology annotation, cellular component: mannan polymerase complex. The record is from RefSeq and is a predicted model, not a curated record. Gene Ontology annotation, biological process: cell wall mannoprotein biosynthetic process; protein N-linked glycosylation. Gene Ontology annotation, molecular function: alpha-1,6-mannosyltransferase activity. The transcript is spliced from 2 exons.